AUGCCGCCCGCUGAUGCUGAUGAUGCGAAACUCUCUAUCCGAUUCAAAUACGGCAUUCACACAAUCUUCCUCUUUGUUGAUGCUCUGGACACAUUCUCAGCCUUGACCGAAGAACUACUGGGAGCUCUUAGAGAGAGGUACCCCGACGGUCUGACAAGAUCAAGCUCAGCACCAGAGAAGAAAACGCCGAUACCAGACGUGAAUACAAAUAUCCUAUACGGGGUUCUCCGGGUGCCUACCGACCCCUCCCGAGGAUGGAAGGUGCUGAAUGUUGGCGAGGAUGCGUUUGGCAAUGUGACAGAAGCCGGGCUCAAGGACAAUAGCAUCGUUGCGUUUAUGUUUGAUGACGUGAAUCCGCAUAGAAAAGAUGUGGCGUUUCCGGUGGAGUGGCCGCAGGAGGAUGAGGAGCUGUACGAUGAGAGGGCUUGA
Trichoderma gamsii is the source of this 429-nucleotide messenger RNA. RefSeq lists its product as hypothetical. The record is from RefSeq and is a predicted model, not a curated record. Lineage: Eukaryota; Fungi; Ascomycota; Sordariomycetes; Hypocreales; Hypocreaceae. The coding region runs from base 1 to 429 and encodes 142 amino acids. The transcript has 2 exons.